AUGAGAUUGUUGCGAGUCGGUGCAGCUGCCCUGCUGGCAGCUCAGGCAGCUGGUGUUGCGCUUACCCAUAAGCUCAAUGGCUUUACAAUCACGGAGCAUCCGGACCCUGAGAAGCGUGAUUUGUUGCAGGAAUACGUCACCUGGGACGACAAGUCCCUCUUCAUCAAUGGAGAGAGGGUCAUGAUCUUCGCCGCUGAAAUUCAUCCGUGGAGACUCCCAGUCCCCUCGCUAUGGACCGACAUCCUCCACAAAGUCAAAGCCCUCGGCUUCAACACCAUUUCAUUCUAUGUCGACUGGAACCUCCUGGAAGGAAAGCCUGGAGAGUACAGAGCUGAAGGGAGUUUCGCCUGGGAACCGUUCUUCGACGCGGCUUCGGAACUGGGUAUCUGGCUCAUUGCGCGUCCGGGCCCUUACAUCAACGCGGAAGCUUCUGGAGGCGGGUUCCCGGGAUGGCUGCAGAAGCUCAAUGGGACUAUUCGGUCAGCUGAUCAGAGUUACCUGGAUGCUACGGAGAACUACAUUUCCCACAUCGGCGCAGUCAUUGCCAAAUAUCAGAUCACCAAUGGCGGGCCUGUGAUCCUCUACCAACCUGAUAACGAGUACAGUGGAGGCUGCUGUGGGCAGGAGUUUCCCAACCCGGAUUACUUCCAAUACGUCAUCGACCAGGCUCGAAGGGCGGGAAUUGUUGUUCCCACAAUCAGCAACGAUGCUUGGCCGGGUGGACAUAAUGCUCCUGGGACUGGAAAGGGCGAGGUUGAUAUCUACGGGCAUGAUAACUAUCCGCUUGGAUUUGAUUGUGCGAAUCCGGAUGUAUGGCCUGAAGGCAAUCUCCCAACUGACUACCGCGAUUUGCAUCUUGAAAUUAGCCCAUCGACACCUUACACCUUGGUUGAGUACCAAGUCGGCGCAUUCGACCCAUGGGGAGGACCUGGUUUCGAGAAAUGCGCUGCUCUUACUGGCUACGAGUUCGAAAGGGUGUUCCAUAAGAACACCUUCAGCUUUGGAGUGGGCAUUCUCGGUCUGUACAUGACCUUCGGCGGGACGAACUGGGGCAACCUCGGUCAUCCAGGCGGAUAUACCUCUUACGACUACGGCUCCCCCAUUGCCGAGACGCGAGAAAUCUACAGAGAGAAGUACAGUGAGCUCAAGCUGCUUGCAAACUUCAUCAACUCGUCUCCGGGCUACCUCCUAGCCACCCCAGGCACAUUGACAAACACGACAUACACCAACACGGCGGACCUAACAGUGACGCCGUUGCUUGGAAACGGCACCGGCUCGUUCUUCGUGCUCCGCCACAGCGCCUAUAACAGCCUGGCGUCUACUCCGUAUAAACUCCGGCUCCCGACAAGUGCUGGAAACCUGACGGUCCCCCAGCUCGGAGGGUCGUUGGUGCUCAAUGGGCGUGAUUCUAAGAUUCAUCUUGUUGAUUUCGAUGUUGCCGGUACGAACAUUCUGUACUCAACUGCUGAAGUCUUCACUUGGAAGGAGUUUCAUAACGGCAAGGUCCUUGUGCUGUUUGGUGGGCCUGGGGAGCAUCAUGAACUUGCGGUCUCCUCCAAGGAGAAGGCAAAGGUCGUUGAGGGGUCCAAGUCCGGCAUCUCUUCCAAGCAAAUCCGCGGUGCUGUGGUGGUUGCUUGGGAUGUUGAGCCUACACGGCGUAUCAUUCAGAUUGGUGAUCUGAAGAUACUUCUUCUCGACCGAAACUCGGCAUACAACUACUGGGUGCCGCAACUCGGCACAGAGAAAAGCAUCCCAUACAGCACAAAGGACGCCAUCGCUGCGUCUGUAAUCGUCAAAGCCGGAUACCUCGUCCGCACUGCCUUCGUCAAGGGUAGCGCCCUGCACCUUACAGCUGACUUCAAUGCCACCACUCCGGUCGAAGUCAUCGGAGCACCGAAGGCAGCAAAGAACCUCUUCAUCAAUGGCAAGAAAGCCCACCACGCAGUCGACAAGAACGGAAUAUGGAGCACGGAGGUCAAGUACUCCCCUCCAGAGAUCGGUCUCCCUGAUCUAGGAAGCCUGAAGUGGAAAUCAAUCGACACCCUCCCAGAGAUACAAACAAACUACGACGACUCUGCCUGGCCAGAUGCGGACCAACCUACCCAGAACACAAUCUACCCCCUCAAAACUCCCACCUCACUCUACGCCGGCGACUACGGCUUCCACACAGGCUACCUCCUCUUCCGCGGGCACUUCACCGCAAACGGUCGCGAGAGCAACUUCUCCAUCCAAACCCAAGGCGGGCAAGCCUUUGGCUCGUCCGUCUGGCUAAGCGGCAAAUACCUAGGCUCCUGGACCGGGUCAAACGACUACCAAGACCACAACGCAACGUAUACCCUUCCCUCCCUCACAGCAGGAGAAGAGUACGUUUUCACCGUAGUGGUUGACAACAUGGGCCUAAACGAGAACUGGGUCGUCGGGCAAGACGAGAUGAAGAAGCCCCGCGGGAUCCUCAACUAUGAACUGACCGGCCACGAUGCUAGCGACAUAACGUGGAAACUAACCGGUAACUUCGGCGGCGAGGACUACAUCGAUAAAUCGCGCGGCCCAUUGAACGAGGGCGGGCUUUACGCCGAGCGACAUGGGUACCACCAGCCCUACCCGCCCUCAAAGUCCAAGGGGUGGAAAUCAUCGACCCCGCUCAAGGGUCUCUCGAAACCCGGCAUUUCCUUCUACACGACUUCGUUUGACCUUGAUAUCGAAUCUGGCUGGGACGUCCCGAUCUUCUUCGAAUUCGGCAACAGCACGACUCCCGCACCCGCGUAUAGAGUGCAGCUAUACGUGAACGGAUGGCAGUACGGGAAGUACGUGAACAAUAUAGGUCCGCAGACGAGGUUCCCGGUGCCAGAGGGAAUACUCAACUAUCAGGGGACGAACUGGGUCGCGGUUACGCUUUGGGCGCUGGAAAAUAGCGGUGCGAAAUUGGAUAGUUUUGAGCUGGUGCAUGGGACGCCGGUUAGGACAGCGCUGGAUGUUGAGAUCGCUAAUGGGGUUAAGUAUCAGCCCAGGAAGGGCGCUUAUUAG
This is a messenger RNA of Aspergillus mulundensis, 3024 nucleotides long. RefSeq names its product glycoside hydrolase family 35 protein. Gene Ontology annotation, cellular component: vacuole. The transcript is spliced from 9 exons. Gene Ontology annotation, biological process: carbohydrate metabolic process. The record is from RefSeq and is a predicted model, not a curated record. Lineage: Eukaryota; Fungi; Ascomycota; Eurotiomycetes; Eurotiales; Aspergillaceae. The coding region runs from base 1 to 3024 and encodes 1007 amino acids. Gene Ontology annotation, molecular function: beta-galactosidase activity.